This is a messenger RNA of Bombina bombina (fire-bellied toad), 829 nucleotides long. RefSeq names its product GrpE like 1, mitochondrial (gene GRPEL1). The transcript has 4 exons. The coding region runs from base 63 to 719 and encodes 218 amino acids. Gene Ontology annotation, molecular function: protein-folding chaperone binding; adenyl-nucleotide exchange factor activity; protein homodimerization activity. Gene Ontology annotation, cellular component: PAM complex, Tim23 associated import motor. The record is from RefSeq and is a predicted model, not a curated record. Lineage: Eukaryota; Metazoa; Chordata; Amphibia; Anura; Bombinatoridae. Gene Ontology annotation, biological process: protein folding; protein import into mitochondrial matrix.
GUUAGGUUGAAUUCCUCCGUGUCCUCUGAGUGUAGUGCGUGUGUGAGUAGACAGAAGCAGGUAUGGCGUCAACGGGGCUACGGUUACUCGGGCAGAGCUUUGGCAGCUUGUUGAGGUCGGCGAGGACACCGGUGAGGUCAUGUCCGCAAAUGCUUUGUACAGCAUCCCAGCAGCAAAAAUCUACUGGCCAAAAUAGCGAUGAGGAUAAAGUUGAAAGCCAGAAUCAAGAGGUCCCUGACCAGCUUUCAGCAGAGAAGGCCAAACUAGAAGAUCAGCUCAAGGACAUUACAGAUAAAUAUAAGCGUGCUCUUGCGGAUACAGAAAAUUUAAGGCAGAGGAGCCAAAAGCUGGUUGAAGAAGCAAAACUGUAUGGUAUUCAGGGCUUUUGCAAGGAUCUGCUUGAAGUUGCUGAUAUUUUGGAAAAAGCAACAGAAAGUGUCCCAAAAGAUGAGCUCAAGAAUGAAAAUCCCCAUCUAAAGAAUCUCUAUGAAGGGUUAAUUAUGACUGAAGUACAGAUGCAGAAGGUUUUCAAGAAGCACGGUGUGGUUAAAUUAAAUCCAGUUGGUACCAAGUUUAAUCCGUAUGAGCACGAAGCCUUAUUUCAUACACCUAUCGAAGGGAAGGAGCCAGGGACUGUAGCGCUGGUGACAAAAGUGGGCUACAAGCUGCAUGAACGCACGCUGAGGCCGGCGUUGGUUGGUGUUGUUAAGGGAACAUAAUAGUGCGUUUGUUUUUGUCUUUUUUAUUUUAAAUAAAUGACUGUACAGUUAUUAAAUGGCCUUUUUUCGACAUUCAUUCCAAUAAUAAACUUAUUAUGUAAUAUAGGAAA